Molecule: messenger RNA, 4914 nt
Organism: Spathaspora passalidarum NRRL Y-27907
Lineage: Eukaryota; Fungi; Ascomycota; Pichiomycetes; Serinales; Debaryomycetaceae
Gene: NUP188
Product: Nup188p
Exons: 1
Coding region: 1-4914 (1637 amino acids)
Biological process (GO): RNA export from nucleus; protein import into nucleus
Cellular component (GO): nuclear pore inner ring
Molecular function (GO): structural constituent of nuclear pore
Source: RefSeq, a predicted model, not a curated record
AUGAGUGUUGUCCAAUUGAACUCAGGCAAACCUGGGUUAGGUGAUCCUACAUCUACUGAGCUAGGUAAAGGUGAUCUACCACUUAAAUCAAUAGAACCAAGUCAGUAUUGGACGUUUGACAAUGCCCUUAAUUUGCUUAAAACUUGUCAUGAUCCAUACAUCCUUAGAACCCUUGAUGAGUUCCUUUUGCUUAACAGUAAGGUGUUGAUUAAUCCAUCACCGUUUGCAAAUACUGGCACUGCUUCUAUAUCAGGUAAGGAAAUGUCUUUAAGAGCAAUCAGUUACGAUAUAUUACCCGUCAACAUUUCCGAUGCAGAAACCAUUGGAAAAUACUUACCCUUCUUAGACCUUAAGGAAAUCAUUCGGGUGAUUUCACAAACAUGUAAGAAGAUCCCGCCUAAGUUCUGUCAUGAAUGGACCGUCAAGAGUAAACUUCAUGAAGAUCGUGAUAAGUUGUUGGAUAACGAGCGGUUAUACUUGUACACAUCAAAACUUUUACGAGAACGAAGAAGUGUGUUGAAGAUGGUUAUUGAAUUGGUCAAUAACAAGUUGAAUGAGUUCACAUCCACCACAGUCAAGAAUUUGGGUAAAGAAAUUGUUCUUUCUAAAGACUAUAUUGGUGAGUUGAUUGACUCCUUACAGGCAACAUGUACAUUUAUUACAGAAAGGAAAUAUGUAACCGGUAUUUCCAAAAAGUUGGAUGAAUUGGUUUAUAAUGAAUCGAUUUUAUUCGCAAUACAAUUGUGUCAAGUCAUGGUUGAAGUAUUAAUGGGCCAAUCCACCCUUGUUUUUAAAGAAGUCAAACAUUGGUUUCAGUUUAUGAAGUCCAAUAACUUUGGUAUGAGCUUGGGUCCUUUUAUCACUUAUCCAGAUUCAUUCAAUCAAUUACAAUCUUUAUUCACAGUGGUUUCUGUGUUGGUGUUGGAUUUAGAUGGUGCUUUUGAUGGACAGCAUAAAUAUAUCAGUGUUGCUGAUGUGUUUCAUACUAUAAAUGAUGCUAUAACUAACAAUUCCAACAACACUAAUGCAGUGGUAUUAUACAGUUGGUCCAUUAUUGUUCUCAGGAAAUACUAUUAUAUCCAAGAGUAUCCUUCGAAGGAAUUCACUGUACAUGAGCUAGACCAAAUCAUAAACUCAUUGAAUCCAAGAAGCACUCAAGUGUUUUCCCAAUUACGAAAACAUAACCAAAUAUUACAUUUCGACAAGAUUUAUUCAGCAAUUUUAUCUACAGUUAUUGUUGCUGCUCUACCAUUAGUCAACUUGACCACCGAAGUGGUUGAAGCCAUUCAUGAUAUUGCCAGCAAUUGUCCUAAUCAUAUUAUCGAACGAUUUUUUGAAAAUGAAUCUACCAGAAACACUAUUAUCCUUGCAAGAACUAAAUUCCCAUUAUUACUUACUCCCUAUAUUAAACUUUGUUCAAUUCAUGGAAACUUUGCCCUUCAUGAGUUCAAUGAACUUUUAUCGUACAUUCAAGUGUUUAACAAGGAUGAAUUUGUUAAUAUGUAUCAAAUUGAUGAUGAAAACACCGAGUUGGUUAAAUUGACAGAAUGGGUCGACAUUUAUCCUCCAUUUGAAGCAAGCAAUAAGAAGUUAUCUAUGGUAUUGAAAUCAGGUACUAAAGCUAAGAUAUUACCUGCUUCUAAUCCAAAUGAGGUGUUGGUAACUUUCUUGUAUAAAUAUAAUGGAUGGGCAUUCUUGGGAAGAGUAUUGCAAAAUAUUUCCAAGUUAUUCAAUAGUGCUGAUCCUACUAAAGUUGAAUUAGUGGUUGAUAUUUUGAAUUUGAUUAAUCGUGUUGUAUUGGAUAAUGGAAUUGAUGAAGCGAAAUUGGUAUUAGAAUCAAUGUCGGCAUAUACUGAUGAUUCAGAUAUUUUAGAAGUUAUAUUGAGGUUACUUGAACAAGGAUUGCAUUCAAGAAAUGUUGAUAUUUUAGUUAGUGUGAUUGAAUUGUUAACCAAUGUCAUGCCAUUCUUGUCAUAUAGAAUUUGGCCAUAUUUAUCCAAGUCGGUAUUGUUUACACAAAAUGGUAAAGAAGGAUUUGCAGCUACCAUCUUUGGAGCAAUUGAAAUGGUUAAUGGAGAUUAUGAAUUCACAAUUGCAUUGAUUAAGAUGACCGAAUCAUUAGUACAAAAUUGUCUUUCCUUGGAUCAAGACUAUCCUGAGAAAUCAAAGAGUGUAAUCUUGUCAAAAAUUGUUACACAUUUAAUUAACUUGUUUGAAAGUUUUAUAUAUUGUCGGUUCAAUAAAUCUUAUCAAAAGAUGGAAAUGGGAGUAUUGAUUCUUGAUAUUUUGUCAACAAUCUUGGCUACUGUGUAUGGAAUUGACCCUGAUACUCCAGUUGAACACAAAGCUACUAAAGUAUUUGCCAGCUCAGCAGUAAGAAUUCUCGAUGCAUUUUUAGUUACUGACAAAGAUAGUUCCCGUGCCGCUUCUCCAAUUUUGACCAUGAUUGAAUCACUUUCCCAGAAUUUGGAAAUGUAUGAAUUGAAUGAUAGUUCAGGAUUUUGGCAUGAGACUUGGAUCAGAUGUUGUCUUUCCUAUUCUCAUUUAUUGAUUACGAUCAGGUCAACUUUGAGUUACCCACCUUCUGCGUUUGAACGCAACUUAUUUAUGCAUUUACCAAGUCUUGUAAGUUCAUAUUCAAGAUUUGAAUCUAUUCGUAAGGAUAUUCUUGAUUUGUUGACUAGUUUGACUAAUGCCAAGUGGGAUCAAGAUAGCGCAACUCCUUCAUUGUUGUCUCAUUUAGGUAGUGAUUUCAGUCAAAUGUUGUUGCAUUCACUUGCAGCCGAUUUGGAUAAUUCAUUUGAUGAUUACAAGUUGAAGGUUUCUUUAUACGAUUUCAUAUGUGCAGUUAUGAUGGGAGGUAAUCAAGAAGGGCUUUCUGUUCUUUUCAUUAGUGGAAGAGAUGUGUUUGGGGAUUAUACCAAGGAUCAUGAACACAAAGAAGUUGAAGAGAAAUUGUCAUUGUUGCUGAUCCUCAAGGGUAAUAUUAAUGAUAUGAAGUAUUAUCCUAAUUCAGUUAGUAUUCAUUUAGUUGAUGCCUUGGCAUUAGCAUUCAAUUUAUGGACAACCACCAAAGAAAAUGACAAUGAUGUGGAAUUUAUCAAUACUUUGAUUUCAAGAGUCAAAUUACAGAUGAUUGACCCUCCAGACACGGCCGAGAGUUAUAUCAGUAGAUGUUAUGAAUUGAAAUUAGUGGCUAAGGUGGCUGAGAUUCUUGCAUUGCAUUUAUUCACCACUAGAAAUGAUAAAUUGAAACAAAACAUUCUUGAUUUUAUCACCUCAGAUUUCAUUGAUAUUGCCAAAACAAAGUUUACUGUAAGUGAUUACAAGUCCAAUUUACAUAACAAUUUACAAAUCUCAUUUGAAGCUGCCUUCCCUAAAUUGAAGUUAUCACAAUUUACCACUGGAUUAACCAAGAGAAAUAGAUAUGGAAUUAGCACUGUGUAUAAUUUACCAGUUAUGGAUUCACUUUUCAAACAUGAAUCCGAAUGGCCCCAGAUUAGAGAACAAGUGAUUGCAUCAAGUAUUAAUUUGCAAUAUGUUAAUGCUCAAGUAUCCAGUGCUAAAUCUUUUGGUGCUUUGAUUACAUCAUAUUGUCGUACAUAUGAACCAGCAUUGGAUGUGCGUAUGUUGGAAUUUAUUGACUAUUUAUUAAGACAGAAUAUCAAUGAAGGGAUUAUUUCAGAAUUAGUUCUGUCGAUAUAUUACGAAAGGGUGGAGUUAGGAUUCUAUUUGAUGUAUUCAUUUUAUAGCAGAUGUCCAAAGACUACGAGUGGCAAGGAUACAAAAGCAGUGUUUGAAAUCAUCAAAAGUGGGUCAACAUUAUUAAGCUCAAGCAGUAUGAAUUUCCUUUCUAGUUUGGCUGAACUGCAAGGUUAUUACCGUCCUUUAUUGAAGAUUAUUUAUUGUGGAUUAUUGUUGAUUUCCAACGAUGAAACUAUUGUAAUGGAAUAUUUCAGUUUAUUCAGGGAUUUGUUUGAAUUGAUUAUAACUAAGGGAACAAAGACAUUGUUGAUUGAAGUUCAAAACGACGUUUAUCUUUCUCGUACUGAUAAGAACCACAAGUCAGUAAAGAUGAAUGAUAGAAUUGAUGAUCUUAUGAUGAUUCUUUCCAUAUUGAAAAUAUUCAUUAAAUUAAGCGGAGGCAGUCGCUUACAUCAAGAAAUGGCUCUGCUUGUGGUGGACAAUGGUACCAUUAAAUCCUUACUUAAUCUUUAUUCCAUAUCCCAUGCAAUUGAAGUAAAUGAUGAUUUCAUAUUUGCCCAAUUGCUGUUGAUGUAUACUCUUGAAUUAAUGUCGAUUGAAGUAAUUGCCAAUGAAUUCAUUAAAUCAGGCUUGUUUGUUGUGUUGUUGGAAUCACCAAUUCUGAUUCCUAUUAGAGCCGGUGGGCUUUCUAUCGCCCAUGGUGCGCAAUAUUACAGACUAUGGAUAAAUGGAAUUUUGCCAGUGAUAAUCACCAGCUUGUCAAAGCUUGGUCCGGGAAUUAUACCUGAAGUAUGUGUUGCCUUGCAAUUGUAUAACAAGCAAUUGGAAAAUUGUAUUGAAUCAUGGUCAAGAGAUUCAUCAUCUAUUAGAAUAUCCACUUCGAUUGUGGCAGAAACUAAUCAAAUCUUGCUUAUUUAUGACCUACUUAAGUCAAUGAAUGUGAGUGAAUAUUUGAAGGGGAAAUAUGAAGUAAGCAGUGAUGAAAUUGAUAUGAAGAUUUUACCUGGAUUGGAAAGUGAAGCUAAGCGAGAGUCAUUUGGUGAAUGCAUUGAGAAUUUGUUGAAGCAUCCAAAAUUCUUGACUUCGAGGGUUGCCCCUAGUUCGUUGGAAGAACAGCGGAUUAUUGAAGUUGGUGGGGAACGGUAUGAAAAGUUUGUCAAGGGGAUUAUUGAUGAGAUUAGAGACUUGAAAGAUUAUUUUGGUGAGUAA